Messenger RNA from Ipomoea triloba (trilobed morning glory), 734 nucleotides. RefSeq names its product classical arabinogalactan protein 10-like. The record is from RefSeq and is a predicted model, not a curated record. The transcript has a single exon. NCBI's taxonomy places the organism in Eukaryota, Viridiplantae, Streptophyta, Magnoliopsida, Solanales, Convolvulaceae. Bases 87 to 473 code for a protein of 128 amino acids.
UCCUCUCACAGUUGUCUUCUAUUCUCACUUCUCAUCUCUCUCUCUCAAAAAACCCUCUUUUUGAAAGAAAGAGAGAAUUGGUGAAAAUGAGUUUCAAGCUUUUUCUACUCUUAGCUCUCUUCACUACUUCCUGCCUAGCACAAUCCCCGGCGCCGGCGCCUAAAGUCUCUCCGGCCGCCGCGCCCACUCCGCCACCCACGAAGGCGCCGCCUACUCCCUCGCCGGCUCCUUCCACUACUUCUCCUUCACCAGCACCGGCCACCGCCGCACCGACCCCCUCAGUGGCCCCCACCCCUGACGCCUCAUCUCCGGCGCCGUCCAUCUCCUCGCCGCCGGCGCCAGUCCCCAGCGGCGCCACGCCUCCUGCUGAUCAGCCCUCCGCCGAUACUCCGCCGCCGCCGAAUGCUGCUUCCAGAGUCGCCAUGGGAGGCGCCGCACUCGCUGGCGUUGUCCUCGUUGCUGCCUUGAUGUAGUGCCACGUGGCGUGUGGGCUUAACUGAGUUAUAUAUAUAUAUAGAUCUGUACUUCUAUGGACGGACCAGAUUUAUUUCGUACUCUGUUGGGUUGAGUAGUGGAGUAACUUUUUUUUUCCUUUUGGGCCUUUUUCUUUAAUGUAUUUUGCUUUCACUUAUUGUGGCUAUAUUUUCUCAUUGUUGUUCAUUUGAUUCUACAUUGGGUUUGACCUCUGUAUAUGAAAUAAUUGAAUAAAUUUUGUUAUUCUUUUCCAUUUUCUA